AGAUGGCGCUGGCUAUGACGUCAUGUCUGCUGUAUUUUCUCCUGGCUGGUUGCAGUUCAGUGUUUUGAAGUGCUAUUUGUUUAUAUUUUAGGAUAAUGGACGUUGAACUAUGAUACCGUUUUGCUCUGUUUCAAAAUGGCAUCAAAUGAGGUUCGGACUUUACUCAACUCUCUUGAAGAAUACGAAGCUCAAUUGCACCAGGUGAAUGCAACUAUCAAUGCAGCAUCAAAUGCAUCAGAGAAGGAAACGCUGUCAUCUUUGAGAGAAGACAUAGUUCAACUCAUAACUCUAACCAAAGAAAAUCUUUCCGAGCUUCAGAGCUCGUCAAAUAGUUCUGCCACUGAUACUUCUGUACCAAAUACUGAAGAUGACAUAUUCGCUAAAGAAUAUGCUCUCUUCAAGGCGGAGUUAGAUGCAGAGGACGGGCCUUCUUCUUCUCAUUCAAAUGAAUGUCAGUCCUUAGCGACCCCUGACAUUGCUAGUGAGCUUGAGGCGCUUCAAGGUAUGAAGUGCCAAGCACCUUUUUGCCAUGGCUGGGGAACAUCGUACCACAAUGCCUUAGUUUUUCAUGUCGAACCUACCAACAACAUAACAGAAAUGGACCAGAUUCAGGUUCGUGUUAUGUUUACCAAUCCAACAGAUAUAAAAAUGGUUCCCUGCUCUUACUAUCUGGAAGGAGAGUGCCGUUUUGAUGACAAGAAAUGCCGUUUUUCUCAUGGAGAACUAGCGCACCUGUCUGAAUUAAAAGAGUAUAAAGAACCGAAUUUUGAGGCAAUCAAGUCUGGCUCUAGAGUGUUGGUUCUUACUGAAGGCAAAGAUAAGUUGUGGCACCGUGCAAUUGUUCAACAUGAAGUCAAGAACUCCAUCUGGCAAGUAAAGCUAGAAUCCUCGGGAGGUAGCAAAAUCCAGGUUGGAUUAAAGGACAUGUUGCCACUUGAAGGUGAUGGAGAUACCAAUAAUGGAGCUGAAUCAUCCUCUGAUGACAGUUUUGACGAUGAUAGUGAAGAUAAUAAUGAUGAUGAAACUGUCCACCAUUCCGCAAUGGUGCAGUUGAGUUUAAGCAAGGCCUCAGCAUCAGCUCUUGGUGCUUGGGAGCAACAUACCAAGGGCAUCGGUUCCAGAUUAAUGGAAAGGAUGGGUUAUGUAAUUGGUACAGGCCUGGGACCACUAGGCGAAGGCCGAGUGGAGCCCGUAGAGGCUGUUGUUUUCCCACCAGGAAAAUCACUUGAUCAUUGUAUGAGGCUGAAGGAGCAAGCAGGUGGGGACAGCCUGUUGAAGACUGAGAAGAAACUCCGGAGGCAGAAGAAGAAACAAUUAGAGCAACAGAAGGCACAAUACGAAAAGGAAAAGAAACGUGUAAAUGUGUUUGAUUUUCUAAAUAGCAAAUUAGGAGACACAAGUGCGCAAAAGGGUCCAUCAAUCAGAAAAGAUGUGGAGGUAAAGAAGGCCUUGAAAGGUGAAACUAGUAAAAGCUUAAAUCUUGCAAAUUUACAAGUAGGUGAAGAUAUAAAGCGUGCAGGAAAAGAUCUUAUUCAUCUCAAGGAAUCCUUGGGACGGCAGACGGUAGGGACACCAGCAUAUUCUGCCAUAGCUAGCAAAGUUUCUAUGAAAGAGAAAGAAAUAAGGCAAUUGCAGGAAUCUGAAAAUAGAAUCAAUGCAGAACAAAGUUUAAGGAAAGGAAACAAAAAGAUGUCUAUAUUUUAGGCACCAUGAAAUUUUUGUGAGUUUACUUUGUAUUCUUAAGACAGUUCUAUCUUGCCAUUGCCUGGCUAAAUUUUUUGACAUCAAGUUUCUAUGAAAAAUGAUGACAUUUUUAUCUCAUGAAGCAAUUUUUAGAAAUUAUUAUUGUUGUAUAUUUUUGUGAAACUGACUGGUAGUAUUAUGUAUUCCUUGAAUCAAUUGUGCCACUGCCAUUGUUUGAUAAUUACAGGUAUUUUAAUGCACUGCAUUUGAAUAAAUGUUAUUUAUUUUUUUGCUGUUA
Messenger RNA from Thrips palmi, 1981 nucleotides. Its product is annotated as zinc finger CCCH-type with G patch domain-containing protein. Bases 136 to 1704 code for a protein of 522 amino acids. Lineage: Eukaryota; Metazoa; Arthropoda; Insecta; Thysanoptera; Thripidae. Gene Ontology annotation, molecular function: metal ion binding; RNA polymerase II cis-regulatory region sequence-specific DNA binding; DNA-binding transcription factor activity, RNA polymerase II-specific. The transcript is spliced from 8 exons. Gene Ontology annotation, cellular component: nucleus. The record is from RefSeq and is a predicted model, not a curated record. Gene Ontology annotation, biological process: negative regulation of DNA-templated transcription; regulation of transcription by RNA polymerase II.